GUUUUUAAUGUCCACGAUCUCUCAAGUCUGGAAACAACUUGUACAAACCAUUGUUUUGGUUGUUAAACAAGAAACAACUUUCCAGCUGUUUGAUAUAUUCAAUAUUUUAAAUAUACUUUAUUUAUAUUAUUGAAAUACAUAAAAAAUAAACAAGAUGCAUGUCAAUCAAACAUAAAAAACCCUACUAAUGGUCAGCACGUCUCAUGAUUCCCCCCUGUAAUAGAAUUCGUCUCAUGAGAUUCCAGUACAUCAAUAUGUCUGGUAAGAUUCCUCAAAAGCCAGUAGCAAUAAUAAAUUAAUAAUUAUAUACAAACAUAUAUACACAUAUAUAUAUGAGAUUGGAAUCAUGCAUUUCAGAUUCUCAUCAAUAUCUUGAGCUACCAAUUAUUUAGAGUGAGUUGUCUGCAUCAUGUUUUCGAGAGGAGCGAAGGAGAGAGACGCGAUAGAAAAGAAAGGACACCAUUUCAGCCACCCGCACCCAUUGAAGCCGAUCGCCUAUCAACAAACCCUAAACCUAACUUCACCAUGCGCGGCAUGCAAGCUCAAACCCUCAGGUAUGAUCUACACGUGCACAGUUUGCAAAGAUUACUUCCUUCACAAGCAAUGCUUUGAAAUGCCGAGGAAAAUAGAUCACCUCUGUCACGAGAAACCCUUAACCCUUCUUCCUAAGACCGGAUACGCCAAAGGCUACUUCGUGUGCGACGGCUGCGGCCAAACUGGCGACGGCUUCUCCUACAACUGCGACCCUUGCGGAUAUGAUCUGCACAUGCUGUGCGCGCUCAUGCCGCUGUUCGCCACCCACGAAUCCCACGUGCACAAGCUCGAUCUUACGUUCGAGUCACCGGAACCUACCAAGAGUUUCGCCUGCGGGAUAUGCGGGAACCCUGGCUCACGCCAGUUAUGGCUUUACAGGUGCAAGUUGUGUGAGUUUAAUGCGCAUCUCAACUGUGCUAGAGGUCUACUUCAGCCUUCAUCGGAGCAGCCAACGAAGGACACGAGUUUCAAUACCGGUUCUGACGAGUCGCCCAAGACACCGCCUGAGACGGCGGCGGCAACGGGAUCUAGAUUGGCUCCGUCCGUGCCUAUACAACAGCAGAAGCAGCAGCAACAACAGCAGAAUAUUAUGAAUGAUGUACCCAAGAAUGAUUUGGCACUUUUGGCCGUUCAGAAAAUGAUUGUUAGCAGAAGUAACGGCAUAGCUCAGGCAGUUCAGCAAAUGAUUGUCAACAAUAGUGACGCCAUAGCUCAGGGAAUACUGACUUCUGGGAGCGGUAAUGGAGGCGGAGGGUUUGGUGGGGAAUCCGGAGAGAAGAGAGAAUUGCAUUUGCUAACUGAAUUAAUAUGUAUACUUACUAACGGUGGCGGUGGUGGUGGCGGCGGCCAAAACCCAGUAAACAACAGUGGUGGUGGUGGUGGUGGUAGAAGAGACUCUGCGCGAUCUUUACCGGGUGAUGGAAAUGCAUGGUAUUGA
This is a messenger RNA of Erythranthe guttata (spotted monkey flower), 1471 nucleotides long. RefSeq lists its product as uncharacterized. The record is from RefSeq and is a predicted model, not a curated record. NCBI's taxonomy places the organism in Eukaryota, Viridiplantae, Streptophyta, Magnoliopsida, Lamiales, Phrymaceae.